UUGUACCGUUAGCUUAAGAUGAUUCUGGCCAUAGUGCCUUGACACCAGCAGUAAGUUUUCAGGUUACAGCGGAACGUGUUAUAAGUACCCUGUGCGAGUUAUAUAAAGUACAAUAUAAUGGCUAAACGUCUACAGAUAUUUCUUCAAAUCAGUCUACUUGUUGUUCUGGCAUCAUCGGCUGUUAUAAAACCUGAAAAAAACACAAACGAAACGGAAGAUUUUGUUUUAAAACAAGAGCCAUUGAAGAAAAGUAAGAUAUAUUAUGCUCAGAAGCUGAAAAAAUACAAUGAGGAGUCGAAACAAAAAGUUAUAACAGAGGCACCUCUAUUGUCUACAUCAACAAGUCAAUCAACAAAUGUGCCAAGCAACAUAGAAAAUGAGAUAACAUCAGAAGAAAACAUUGAUAAUAGCACUGCAAAUUUUAGCCAUUCGACCACUACUGAAAAUAUCACGGAAACAACAACUCCAUCUGAUGUCAGUUCAUCGAACGAUGUGUCUUUCUUUAAACUGUUUCUCGAUAUUUUAAAUAUUAAACUAAAUAUGACAAGAAAUCUUGUCGAAAGAGUAAGAGAUAACAUUCUUGAUCACGUCCAUCAUUACGUUACUGCAGUUCAAUCCAAAAUAGACGAGCACUACAGAGAACGGCUAGAAAAACAGGAUAUGAUGAGACGUAAACCCAUCAAUUCAACGGAAAUAAAUAAUUAAACAAUUAAUAAGUUAAGACAUUAU
Sitophilus oryzae (rice weevil) is the source of this 729-nucleotide messenger RNA. RefSeq lists its product as uncharacterized. The record is from RefSeq and is a predicted model, not a curated record. Lineage: Eukaryota; Metazoa; Arthropoda; Insecta; Coleoptera; Curculionidae. The transcript is spliced from 2 exons. The coding region runs from base 118 to 705 and encodes 195 amino acids.